This is a messenger RNA of Staurois parvus, 264 nucleotides long. The record is from the annotation of a GenBank genome assembly. Lineage: Eukaryota; Metazoa; Chordata; Amphibia; Anura; Ranidae.
UCACACACACACACAGGCACUGUCCAGACAGAGGGUCAGGGGUCAUGCAGCCUCUCAGGACAAUCGGAGUAUAAAAAACUGCUUCUACAAGCUUUAACCAGUGCUCUGCUGGACACUGACAUAAGUCACAUGACUGCUAUGUACUGCUGAUGAGAAAAGGUAUUUAGCAGUCUAUAUUUACUAAGAUAAUGUUGUGUGCACUUGAAUGCAGGGUCCUGGGAGACCGGAUAUAGUGAAUGCAGGGUCCGGGGUGACCGGAUAUAG